Molecule: messenger RNA, 199 nt
Organism: Amoebophrya sp. A25
Lineage: Eukaryota; Dinophyceae; Syndiniales; Amoebophryaceae
Source: the annotation of a GenBank genome assembly
CAAUGGUGGAAAUGGCAAUGCUAGGAUCAUGAAUAUGAACAACCCGAACACCAAUAGCUCAGCUGUCGUGACAGGAGCACAUGCACAUGCACAAAUUGCGUCUGGUGUUGGGUCUGGGUCUGGUGCGUGGCAGCCGGCUGCGUGUGCGGAAGGUAUGAGCCGACCACAUCGACAUGAUCAUCUUCCACAGGCUGUUGAG